UUAAAAAUAAAAUUAUUAUAUUUUAAUAAUUGAUUUUCUUAUGAUACAAAAAUAUAAAUAAAAAAAAAACAGACAAUAUCACAUAAUUCGUUUACUUCUAUCUGAACGAGAAAAAUGGUGGUUCCCAAUAUUUGAGGGGCUUUAAUUUUUUUAAAAAAAAGAGGAAAGUGCCUCCUAUAUUUUAUUUUAUUUUUGGAAGCCCUUGCCGAGAAGUCCAGAAGUCGUCCCACUUACUUCCGUCUGUUCAAAAGGCAGCAGUCUUUCUCUAAUUAUUGAAUUCCCACUUGCGCGGCGCUUCAGUGGGGACGGCGCACGUUAAUCAAAUACGCGCUCGCUUGCGCCGCCUUGUCGACGCCGACACUUCCCCACGCCCGCUCGGUUAGCCUCCUUCCUCAUUUAAAUCGUCAACGUACCCAAUGGGGAAGAUUCUACUCGCAGCUCAAUUCGUUUUCCUCACAUUCCUGUCUCAUUCAAACACUCCGAAAUUUCAACCCCCGCGAGGAAAAAACCUCCCAAUUUCUAGUGCUUUCCUGCACUUUUUUCCUUCAAAGCCGCUCGAGAUCGUCUCCAACUUAGCAAACUGAGAUCUGCGCCAUCACUUUCUUUCCAAAACUAGGGUUUAAUUUAAUCAAGCAUUUCAAUUUCAAAGCUAUCAGGGUUUGAGGUGUGAUCAGGUUGAAAAUAGCUGUUAAAUCAGUUCUUGAUUUGGGAUUAGUUUCUAUGGAGUCGAAGACGGCGGUGAGGUUUACACUGGGGAAGCAGUCGUCGCUGGCGCCGGAACGGGGACACGGAGCGCCAGGGGAGGCCGUUGACGCGGAAGAAGAUGUGGAGGGAAUUGAUCGGAGGGUGAAGCUGAUGUAUCUGGCCAAUGAGGGUGACUUAGAGGGCAUUCAGGAGCUCGUGAAGUCGGAAACUGAUGUGAAUUUUCGCGAUAUUGAUGAUCGGACAGCCCUCCAUAUUGCCGCGUGCCAGGGAUACAGUGAUGUUGCGGAGUUGUUGCUUGAGCUAGGAGCUGAGGUUGAUCUGAAGGAUCGGUGGGGUAGCACGCCUCUUGCAGAUGCAAUAUAUUAUAAGAAUCAUGAUGUGAUCAAACUUCUAGAGAAACAUGGUGCAAAGCCUCUGGUGGCUCCCAUGCACGUCAAAAAUGCGCGUGAAGUGCCAGAAUAUGAAAUUGAUCCUAGUGAACUUGAUUUCACCAACAGUGUUGAUAUUACUAAGGGAACAUUCCGUAUGGCGUCAUGGCGUGGAAUACAAAUAGCAGUAAAAAAACUUGGGGAAGAAGUAAUUACUGACGACGAUAAAGUGAAAGCAUUCAGAGACGAGCUUGCAUUACUUCAGAGGAUGCGCCAUCCAAAUGUAGUUCAAUUCUUGGGUGCUGUGACUCAAAGCAGUCCAAUGAUGAUUGUAACAGAAUAUCUACCCAAGGGUGAUCUUCGUGCAUUCUUGAAGAGAAAAGGAGCACUAAAACCCACAACGGCUGUGAGAUUUGCACUUGACAUUGCAAGGGGAAUGAGUUAUUUGCACGAGAAUAAACCAGGACCAAUAAUUCACCGGGAUCUCGAGCCUUCAAAUAUAUUGCGGGAUGAUUCUGGGCAUUUGAAGGUUGCAGACUUUGGAGUUAGCAAGCUACUGAAAUUUGCCAACACAAUCAAAGAAGAUAGGCCUUUAGCCUGUCAAGAUACUUCUUGCAGAUAUGUGGCUCCGGAAGUUUUUAGAAAUGAAGAAUAUGAUAUCAAAGUGGAUGUUUUUUCUUUUGCUUUAAUACUGCAGGAGAUGAUUGAAGGCUGUCCACCAUUUCAAGCAAAGCAAGAGAACGAUGUUCCUAAAAUAUAUGCUGCAAAAGAGCGCCCACCUUUUCAAGCUCCAGCUAAGCGUUAUGCAUAUGGUCUUAGAGAGUUGAUAGAGAAUUGUUGGAAUGAGAAGCCAGCCAAGAGACCAACAUUCGGGCAAAUAAUAGCUAGAUUGGAAUCCAUUUACAACAAACUCGGUCACAAGAGGCGCUGGAAGGUUUCUAAGCCCCACUCUGUGUGUGUGUGUGUGUGUGUGUGGGCUUGUGCCUGUGGCCGUGCACUUGCAUGUCCCUCUGUGUAUGCAUGCAUGCAAGUGUUGUGGUUUAUUGCAUUUACAUGGGAGAUGCUGGUAAUUUUAUAAUAGUAUAGGAACAGAAUGCCCUUGACAACAUUGAUUAGUUUUAACAUUGGCAAGAGACAGUUUCCCAUUUCUGUUUACAUGAUCCUCUUAUUAUUUGUGUUGUGGUGUCAUGAUUGAUGGAUCACCUCUUGGGGAUUGGAUGUGCCUUCAAAGUUGCACUAGCCAAUUGAACUUUGAUGAAUAGCUUUUUGUUGAAUGCUCUAUAUUGUCUUGGUCUCAGUUCAUGGAAGAUGUGAAGGAGCAACAUGCAUGAACACGCAUAGUGCUGUGUAAGCUAGUGGUUUAGCCAUCUCAAAUAGUUCCUUAUCAUGCACAAUGUUGCAACUUUGGGCCUUGUCACCAUAAAAUCCCUGUUAUAAACUUAUGCAUGUGUGGGUCCUUGCAUAAAAAAAUAGUUUUGUCAAACAUUCGUUGAUCAUAUUGUACUCAUGCAUUCACAAAAAUUUUUCAAUUUCCAAAAAUAUUUUGUUACAACUAAAUUUGUGAAAUGAUUAAAUUAACCUGAUUUUUUGGUGUGCAUGACAUGCGUAGGGAAGACAAAAAUUCAGUCAAGCCAUUUAAAUAACAAUAAAAGAUCUAAUUUUUAAACUGAACUAGAAUUAGUGGGAGAAAAUGGUCCAUAUAGAUUAACCUAAAUAUUUUGGCUUAACAUAGUCUUGUCAUUGUUGUCAUAUGGUAUACCAUGUGGGACCACCAGAUGGCAUGGGGCGUUUGUUGUGAAAUGGUGCUGGCAUAUUUCAAGAUUUCAUGUGCAGUGGAGGAAUAAGACAUUAGAGAUGAUCAAUCCCAUCAAGUGAUUGAGGUGUUGGGUGAAUUAGUUGGUCUUAGCAUCUCUUGAGAACUGGGAAUUGAUUUGUAAUGGUGGUUUAUGGAGCUCUACGGAUUCAUUCUUCCAUGCUCAUGCAUACAUGCAUAUGGCUAUUGCAACUUGCAAGAAAACAAGUAAAGAUCUGAAUUAUGCUCCACUUUUCUUUUGUUUGCGUGAUCUGUUCAGGUUAGGCCAUUGAAAUGCUUCCAUAAUUUUGAUGCCAUGUGGAAGAAAGAUCAGUCAAAUUUUAGCAGCCGCAGUCGUUCAUCUCGUUCUACUGGUCGCUUAUAGUGACUCGAAAGGGCGCGGAGGCUCAUUUUUUUCCAACUUUGUGGGAGAAAGGGAAGUUUAUUUUGUCCAAGGGAAGUUCAUUUUUGUCAUUUUGUGUGUAAUUUCACGACGAUCUCUUGAAUUAAAGGCUUCUGAUUUUCUUAUUUUCGAUUGUGAUUGUGGGCUGAAAAAAAAAGUCCACAUCAUGUAUGAAGUAGUUUGAUUGUGGUUGUACAUUAUGUGUAUAAUUACAAGGUUUGCUUACAUGAACUCAUGAUAUCUUCUGACCAA
This is a messenger RNA of Malania oleifera, 3520 nucleotides long. Its product is annotated as integrin-linked protein kinase 1. The transcript has 11 exons. Gene Ontology annotation, biological process: protein phosphorylation. The record is from RefSeq and is a predicted model, not a curated record. Lineage: Eukaryota; Viridiplantae; Streptophyta; Magnoliopsida; Santalales; Ximeniaceae. Gene Ontology annotation, molecular function: protein binding; ATP binding; protein kinase activity. The coding region runs from base 721 to 2151 and encodes 476 amino acids.